Callorhinus ursinus (northern fur seal) is the source of this 1797-nucleotide messenger RNA. RefSeq names its product frizzled class receptor 9 (gene FZD9). The record is from RefSeq and is a predicted model, not a curated record. Gene Ontology annotation, molecular function: Wnt-protein binding; transmembrane signaling receptor activity. Gene Ontology annotation, cellular component: membrane. Gene Ontology annotation, biological process: non-canonical Wnt signaling pathway; canonical Wnt signaling pathway. Lineage: Eukaryota; Metazoa; Chordata; Mammalia; Carnivora; Otariidae.
AUGGCCGUGCCGCCGCUCCGCCGGGCGCUGCUGCUGUGGCAGCUGCUGGCGGCGGGCGGCGCGGCGCUGGAGAUCGGCCGUUUCGACCCGGAGCGCGGGCGCGGGCCGGCGCCCUGCCAGGCGGUGGAGAUCCCCAUGUGCCGCGGCAUCGGCUACAACCUGACCCGCAUGCCCAACCUGCUGGGCCACACGUCGCAGGGCGAGGCGGCCGCGGAGCUGGCCGAGUUUGCGCCGCUCGUGCAGUACGGCUGCCACAGCCACCUGCGCUUCUUCCUGUGCUCGCUGUACGCGCCCAUGUGCACCGACCAGGUCUCGACGCCCAUCCCCGCCUGCCGGCCCAUGUGCGAGCAGGCGCGCCUGCGCUGCGCGCCCAUCAUGGAGCAGUUCAACUUCGGCUGGCCCGACUCGCUGGACUGCGCCCGGCUGCCCACGCGCAACGACCCGCACGCGCUCUGCAUGGAGGCGCCCGAGAACGCCACGGCGGGCCCCGCCGAGCCCCACAAGGGCCUGGGCAUGCUGCCCGUGGCGCCCCGGCCCGCGCGGCCCCCCGGCGACCCCGCCUCGGGCCCGGGGGGAGGCGGCGGCGGCGGCGGCGGCGGCGGCACCUGCGAGAACCCGGAGAAGUUCCAGUACGUGGAGAAGAGCCGCUCGUGCGCGCCGCGCUGCGGGCCGGGCGUCGAGGUGUUCUGGUCGCGGCGCGACAAGGACUUCGCGCUCGUCUGGAUGGCCGUGUGGUCGGCGCUGUGCUUCUUCUCCACGGCCUUCACCGUGCUCACCUUCCUGCUGGAGCCCCACCGCUUCCAGUACCCCGAGCGCCCCAUCAUCUUCCUGUCCAUGUGCUACAACGUCUACUCGCUGGCCUUCCUCAUCCGCGCGGUGGCGGGCGCCCAGAGCGUGGCCUGCGACCAGGAGGCGGGCGCGCUCUACGUGAUCCAGGAGGGGCUGGAGAACACGGGCUGCACCCUCGUCUUCCUGCUGCUCUACUACUUCGGCAUGGCCAGCUCGCUGUGGUGGGUGGUGCUGACCCUCACCUGGUUCCUGGCGGCCGGCAAGAAGUGGGGCCACGAGGCCAUCGAGGCCCAUGGCAGCUACUUCCACAUGGCGGCCUGGGGCCUGCCGGCCCUCAAGACCAUCGUCAUCCUGACGCUGCGCAAGGUGGCCGGGGACGAGCUCACGGGGCUCUGCUACGUGGCCAGCAUGGAUGCGGCUGCACUGACCGGCUUCGUGCUGGUGCCCCUCUCCUGCUACCUGGUGCUGGGCACCAGCUUCCUCCUGACGGGCUUCGUGGCCCUCUUCCACAUCCGCAAGAUCAUGAAGACAGGUGGCACCAACACGGAGAAGCUGGAGAAGCUCAUGGUCAAGAUUGGGGUCUUCUCCAUCCUCUACACGGUGCCUGCCACCUGCGUCAUCGUGUGCUACGUCUAUGAACGCCUCAACAUGGACUUCUGGCGCCUUCGGGCCACAGAGCAGCCCUGCUCGGCAGCCAGCAUGCCCGGGGGCCGGAGGGACUGCUCGCUGCCGGGGGGCUCGGUGCCCACCGUGGCUGUCUUUAUGCUCAAAAUCUUCAUGUCGCUGGUGGUGGGCAUCACCAGCGGCGUCUGGGUAUGGAGCUCCAAGACUUUCCAGACCUGGCAGAGCCUGUGCCACCGCAAGAUGGGAGCUGGCCGGGCCCGGGCAAAGGCCUGCCGGGCGCCCGGGGGCUACGGCCGUGGCACCCACUGCCACUACAAGGCCCCCACCGUGGUCUUGCACAUGACUAAGACGGACCCUUCUCUGGAGAACCCCACGCACCUCUAG